Zea mays is the source of this 3135-nucleotide messenger RNA. RefSeq lists its product as uncharacterized. Gene Ontology annotation, biological process: L-phenylalanine biosynthetic process. Gene Ontology annotation, cellular component: cytoplasm; chloroplast. NCBI's taxonomy places the organism in Eukaryota, Viridiplantae, Streptophyta, Magnoliopsida, Poales, Poaceae. The record is from RefSeq and is marked validated. Gene Ontology annotation, molecular function: arogenate dehydratase activity; prephenate dehydratase activity. The transcript has 11 exons. Bases 96 to 1277 code for a protein of 393 amino acids.
AUGUGUCGGCGACCAGGCAAAGCUCCGUGUCCUCUCGUCUCGUGUGACUGACGACCAGGUGGGAGGGCCAUAAGGCCUUUAGCGCGGCGGCGGCAAUGGCGCCCACGGCCUGCCUCCGGACCCCCUUCUUCCCCGCCCGUGCCCGAUCCACCAACGCCACCCCGUUCUCGCCACACCGCCGCUUUUCUCUCAAAUGCAGCGCCUCCAACGGUGACAACUCCAACCCCAACUCCAUCUCCAUCUCUCCCACCUCGCCGCCUCGGCUAACGGUGUCGGACGGCGUCGAGUCUGUGGACGUUAACGGGUUGCGUCGCCCGCCAGCGCCCGCCUCCGUCCCCGCCGCCCGCGAUCCCCACUGGCUGCCUCGUCCGCUCACAAGUGCGGACGUCAUGGAGGUGGACGGGAAGGGGCUCAAGGUUGCUUACCAGGGUUGUGCUGGAGCGUACAGCGAAGCAGCAGCAAAGAAGGCGUACCCGAAUUGUGAGACUGUGCCCUGUGAGCACUUCGACACUGCAUUUCAGGCUGUUCAAAACUGGGUAGCUGAUAGGGCCGUACUGCCACUUGAGAAUUCAUUGGGAGGUAGCAUACAUAGGAAUUAUGAUCUUUUGCUUCGGCAUAGUUUGCACAUUGUAGGAGAAGUUCGCCUUGCGGUUCGCCAUUGCUUAUUAGCCAAUCCUGGCGUGAAGAUUGAAAACCUGAAAAGUGCUAUGAGUCAUCCCCAGGCUCUUGCGCAAUGUGAGCACACAUUAACAUCACUAGGAAUUGAGCAUAGAGAAGCUGUUGACGACACUGCUGGUGCAGCAAAGAUUGUUGCAGAACAUAUGCUCCAGGACACUGGUGCUAUUGCUAGUUCGUUGGCGGCUAAACUGUAUGGAUUGGAUGUUCUUGCUGAGAAUAUUCAGGAUGACAAAGAUAAUGUCACCCGUUUUAUGAUGCUAGCUCGAGAACCCAUCAUACCUCGCACUGAUAAACCAUUUAAGACAAGCAUAGUCUUUUCACUAGAAGAAGGACCUGGACAGCUCUUUAAGGCACUUGCUGUAUUUGCACUGAGGGACAUCAACCUCACAAAGAUUGAAAGUCGUCCACACAAGGAAAGGCCUCUUCGGGUAUCUGAUGACUGUUCCUCACUCUUAAAGAACUUUGAUUACCUUUUUUAUGUUGACCUUGAAGCAUCAAUGGCUGAUCCAAAGACUCAGAAUGCUCUUGGAAAUCUGAAGGAGUUUGCAACAUUUUUAAGAGUUCUUGGAAGCUAUCCUACAGAUGUGAAUGAACCUUAGAUUGAAAGUACUGCAGAUUACAUACUGGUGAGUAAUGAAUAACAUUGUCUACUUUUUGUGCUUUGUUACUAUAGUAUGGUGAACGAAAGAACAUUCUUUUAUUUUCAGUUUCAACGACAUAAUAUGUUGGAGUUGGGCAAGUCACUUGAGUGACAUGCUUCUUUUAUAAAAUGUAAUGCAUGGUUUGACUUGGUGCACCUUAAAACGAAUGGGGAGACUACUACUAGACAUUUGUGGGUGAAUAUCCGUUCCUUAGUUUGCUUGGGUUGAGUAGAUGUAGAACAACUUUUUGGUAUAUGAUCAGAAGUAUUCUAAUCAGCAAAAAAACACACAUUAAAAAGGAGAAUUGUUCCACAUAAUUCAAUUCUUCCAACCAACAAAAACAUUGUUCUGUUAGAUUGGACGCACUAACCAGUUCAACCCAAAAGUUUAAGCUGAUGGGAGAAGGUAGUCAAUCCACUUAUACAUUUCAACACCCCACUCACGUGCAGACAGAGAGAAAAGUGCAAACGUGGAAAUAAAUGGGUGAAGGCAUAAAUAAAGCCUCUGUCAUGAUUCGAACUCGAGACCUCUAGCUCCGAUACCAUGUUAGAGUGGAUGCACUAACUAGUUCAACCCAAAAGCUUAAACUGAUAAAAGAAGAUAACCAAUCCACUUAUACACUUCAACAUGUUUCACAUUGAAAAGGUACUGUUCUAGAAUUAAAUUAUUCUGAACUAUAAAAUUGUUAGGCAUUGAAAAGAAAUUUGUUCCAGACUUUCAGGCAUAAAAUCAAAUUGUUUUUUUCUCGAAAGCGCAGGAGAACUACGCAAUAAUGUAUUAAAGAAGAGGUACAUAUACAAGAACAAACUAGGGGCCCCUACGGCAGCCAAUAACAGGCAUACAGAAACCCAUCCAUGACUAAAAAACUAACAAGAACUACCACAAUGCUAGCUAACUAGAAGGGAGGCCCGGAAUGGGGGCGGUAAGCAAAGACAACUUCUUUGCACCAGCCAUCUCCCAAAGGUCAACCUCCAACCCAACUCUUCUAAUACCAUCAGUAAUACUGGGGCUCUUGUUGUAAAAAACACAACCAUUGUGCUGCUUCCAUAAGGUCCAAACUCCCAGGAUUACUAGAGAAUUGAGGCCAUCCCUUGCGAUUCCAGAGACCUUAGUACAUAACAUUCUCCACCAUUCAAGGAAGGCACUAUCCUCGGAUUGGGGGCAAGAAGCUGAAGGUUCACUUGAUGAAGUAGUUUGAACCAAAAUUCUCGAGCAAAAACACAUCCAAUCAACAUAUGAUCCAAGGUUUCUUGAUCCUGAUCACAUAAUGGACAUCUCUCCGGAUGGUCCGUGCCUUUUUUCUGUAGCCUAUCUGAUGUUCAAACCUUCCUGUGUGCGACCAGCCACAUAAAAAACUUAGUUUUUGGAGGAGCCCAAGUUUUCCAUAUUCUAUGAAAAGGCUCAAACUCAGAAGAUCCAAUAAAGGAACCCCCUAUAUGCUUCCUUUGAGGAGAACUUUCCGUUUGCAGCUAGGCGAUAAAAAUGCUUGUCUUCAACUUGAGGUCUUAGAACAAUUGAGUCAACUAAAUCCCACAAGAUGAGAAACUCAUUGAUAAUUCCAACAGAAAGAGCUCCCUGAAUGCCAGAAAGCCAGCUCUGAUUAGAGAUAGCAUCCACCACUGUUCUCUUGUUAACUCUUUUCUUAGGAAUGAUCCCAAAUAAUCGAGGGGCUAAGUCUACAAUUCUGUGACCCAAUAGCCACCUAUCGGUCCAGAAAAAAAAUCAAAUUGUUCUAACCCACAAAAAGUUGUUCCAUGCAAAAGAUAAAUUGUUCUAGGACAUUAAAUUGAAUUAUUCUAAUCAACAACCAAAAAAA